Molecule: messenger RNA, 1636 nt
Organism: Trichobilharzia szidati
Lineage: Eukaryota; Metazoa; Platyhelminthes; Trematoda; Strigeidida; Schistosomatidae
Source: the annotation of a GenBank genome assembly
CAUUAACAGAACUUUUUCAAAUCUUGGAAAAUGCCUCCAAAAAAGAAACCAGGGAAGAAAAAAGGAAAAAAGUCAUCAACUUCCUCAAAAUCAAAGACACCCACCAUAGUUGAUGGAGUUUCAACUGCAGAAAUGACUAAGGAAGAACUCGAAGAGCAUAUAAUCAGACUAAGAGAAGAACUAGAGAGGGAGAGGGAGGAAAGAAACUUCUUUCAAUUGGAAAGAGAUAAAGUGAACACAUUUUGGGAAAUAUCCAAGCAACAACUGGAGGACAGGUCUGCUGAACUUCGAAAUAAGGAACGUGAAAUGGAAGAAUCUGAAGAACGACACCAGCUAGAACUAAAAGUUUACAAACAAAAAGUUAAGCACCUCCUCUACGAACAUCAGAACAACAUUUCUGAAUUGAAAGCAGAUUCUGCAACUGCGAUUCGAAUUAAUCAAGAAGAGAAUUCACAUAUUCAAGGAGUACUUCGGAAAGAUCAGCAGAAUUUAAAGGUGCAGCUGCGAGAAACACAAUUUUCCAGCGAAGACAGUGUGAGAACUCUGAAAAAAGAGCAUGAACAUGAAAUGCAUGAAAUUAGAAAAGAGUUUGAGCGAAAAAUGGAGGAGCAAAAGAGGAUUUAUACGAAAAAUACUAAGGAACUCAGGGAGAAGCUUGACCUGCAAAGAAAAAAUGAGCUUCAUGAAACUGAAGAAAGGAAAAAUAACCACAUAAACGCUCUUAUGCGUAGUCAUGAAAAGUCCUAUGCUGAAAUGAAGAACUAUUAUAAUGAUAUAACUUUGAACAACUUAGCUCUUAUAAAUACUCUCAAGGAACAGUUGGAAGAAAGGAAAAAGAAUGAAGAACGCCUAGAACGUCGUGCGAAUGAGAUAGCAGCAGAAAAUCGUCGGCUCGUUGAACCUUUGAAUAAAGCUCGAGAAGAAAAUGUUGAAAUGAAAAGGCAAAUGACCAAUUAUGAGAAAGAUAAAGUUGUACUGAAGCAAACUAAAGUUUUGUUAAAGACUUCUGAAAAAGAAAAGAAACACAUUCAAUGGAAAUAUGAUAUUUUAGAACAGAGAUUUAAGCAAGUUGAAAAUGAACGUGAUGAUUUAUACGACAAGUUUGUUUUAGCCAUUCAAGAGGUUCAACAGAAAUGUGGAUUAAAGAAUAUCCUGUUAGAGAAACGUUUAAAUGCAUUAGCUGAAACAAUUGAAAAGAAAGAAGCGCAGCUAAGUGAAGUAUUAUCAGCAAGUAAUCUAGAUCCUAUUUCUAUGGCAACGGUGUCACGAAAGUUAGGAGAUAUUUUGGAUUCUAAAAAUGGUACAAUAAAAGAACUUCAAUAUGAAUUAGCAAGAGUUUGUAAGGCACACAAUGACCUCUUAUUGGCUUGUGAAGGAAAACUACAACAAUUCGGUAUACCUCAAAAUGAACUUGGUUUCCAACCAUUGAAAACUACACUCAACACUCAAAAAAUGGGUCAAGGGCCAGCUGGUCUAGUCUCGGUACCACCAUAGGGGAUAAUGUACCUGUACAAUGAGGAUAAAAUUCAAUGCUAACUGUGUGUUGAUUUUGCCGCGCGACAUCUAUUUGUAUUGUAUUAGUAUAUUUAAACAACGAUUUGAAACAAGUAAUCUUUUUUCUACUAUAUAACUCUAG